AUGGUUUUUAGAAGGCACUAUAUGAAUAGUUCAUCAUCUGAAGAUGAAGGACAAAUCCCUUUCAGAAAUAGCAAGAGGAGACGAAAUAAUUUUACUACUCAAAGCCAACAAAUAGCUGACAUUCAUCCUAUAAGUUAUCAAGCCACAGUAAAUCCUUAUGAUAUUCAGCUUAUUUUAGCUUGCCAAAGCUUUUUUGAUACUCCACCAGAAUUACUAAGAAAACGAAUUGCUUUAUCUUUAAAGUUUGGAUCAGGACAAAGGGUCAGUAAAGAAAUCAUUAAAAAAUACUGCGAAAACUAUAUAGAAGGAUACUCACUUCCUGAUUAUGCAUGGGCAAAAAUUAACCAAAUAUACAGUGGGUUUCCAAUUGAUUUUUUCAUCAUUAGAAGCUCAGGAGUGGAUAAUUUUUUUGAAAAAUACAAAGACCAUAUCUGCAUUUUCAAAGAUAGUUUUCCAUAUGCGAACUUAAACGACCAUUUCUCUCUAGUCGAUGACAUUUUGGUUUUUCCUCAUAGAUACCAUGAUUUUGAGCUCACUUUAAAUUGCUCGUAUGAAGCUUUGUUUGCAUUAAAAGAAAAUGACUGCACUCCAAGCACUAAAGAGCUGCAAAAAUUUAUGCAGCAGCUUGACUACUCUGACAUUUCUAGAGCACUGCCUACUUAUUUGAAUUUCCCCAAUUCUUCAUCUCCUAUUUGUGAAAAAUUAAAAAAACUCGAAUUUUUGAUCAUGAAUUGUCAGAAUUUAUCUUAUAUAAAUUCAAAAAAUGAAAGUAUUAUUCAUAUAUUAGCAACCAAAAUAUGCCGCUGUAUCUUGCAAGAGCAUAGUAUUCACAAACUUUCUAGUCUUACUAGAUUUUUUUCUUAUAUGCUAGAACUAUUUGACUAUAAGCAAGUCAAUUUAAGCCUAGACGUAGAUGGUAAAAAAAUUGAUGAUAUUUUUAUGCAGUUUUGUUCAGCUAAACAGAGAAAAGAGUUUUUAGAAAUUUAUUAUGAAAUCAGUGUAUCUCAAAACAGAAUUUGGGCAUUAUGAGCUAUUGAUAGGAGCUGUUUUAAAAUCCUAAACAAAAAUCUUAUGAGAGAAAUAAUUUUAUACUUGUAA
Messenger RNA from Blepharisma stoltei, 1098 nucleotides. The record is from the annotation of a GenBank genome assembly. Lineage: Eukaryota; Ciliophora; Heterotrichea; Heterotrichida; Blepharismidae.